AUGAUUACCCUUAGUCCCGGCUCGCUCUGCGACGUCUGCGCGGAGGAGUACGGCGCACACAACCUGCCCCAUUCCAUCCCUUGCGGACAUGUGCUCUGUCUCAACUGCUGCAACAACAUCAUCAAGAAAACCCCAUCCCGUCUCACGCCUGCCUGUCCUUUCUGUCGCGUCCAGUUCUCUAGCGAUGCCAUCCGUCUGAUCCGCAUCGACUUCGGCAGCGGUUGGUCGACCCCCAAGAAGACGACCAUCGAGGCCCACGACCACAUCGAUAUCGGCGAGGACGAUGUUCUAUUGUUCAACCCUGGCACCGUCAAGACCAGAGCCGAGGCCCGUAGGCUCGAGUCCAAGGUCGCCAAGGUCGCCGCCAAGAAGUGUUCGGUGGAGGAGGUGACGACCCUACACAGGGAGCUGCAGGAAUGGUUGAACUCGGACAAGCUCGACGAGCAGACGUCCUCUCUUCAGCUCAGCGCCGCUCUCCUGCGCGCCAUCCUCGUCAACCACGUCGCCCACUCCGAGGCUACUCGCAUGGCCAAGAAUGUCGAGGCCAACCUCCGUGAGCGUCUUGAGGAUGCCCAAAACGAAAAGGAGAAGCUCGAGGCUGAGCUGCGCAGUAUCAGAUCUCAAUACUCGCAGAAGGCGCAGGAGGCCCAAACCCUCCGUGCCGAGCUCAACCGCUCGAAGGUCAAGUCCGCCGCCCCGAGCUUGGGCGUUCCGGCGACGCCGCCCCCGAGUUCCGUACCCUCGGGCAUGAUCUCCCCUCCGCGACCCCCGUCUACUAUGUCCGGAUCUCGUUCUGGUGCCACUUCACCGACGUCACCCACCCGCACAUCGUACACGCCGUCCUUCCAGUCGCCCCUCGCUCGGCCCGCAUUGCCGAUGCAUUCUCGCACGACCUCGAUGCACGUCUCUGCCCAUCGGUCGAUGACGCCUUCCGUUCGGUCUGGUACUCCCCUUGUCAGCGGUGCUGACAUCGCGCGUCCGGCCACUAUACCCCCCAAGCCCCGUCGGAUGUCGAUGUCGACGCCGACCCCCACCAAAAUGAUGCGGUCCAGCUCCAGCUCGGACGAAAAAGAAAAGGAGAGGCAACGCGCCGACGACAAGCAGCGCGAGAAGGAUGAGCGGCGCGUGCAGCUCAUCCAGCGCUGGAUCCCCUCCACCGACGCGUUCUCGCGCAGCCCGCCGACAGGCCGCCCCGAGAAGUUCGAGUCCGCGCUCGCUUCCGCGACGAGCCGCUCUGUGCACCCCUCCAUGGUGCCGUCGCGGUACAAGACGCCUCUCUCCACGCACUCGCCGUAA
Messenger RNA from Trametes versicolor FP-101664 SS1, 1296 nucleotides. RefSeq lists its product as uncharacterized. The transcript is spliced from 4 exons. Lineage: Eukaryota; Fungi; Basidiomycota; Agaricomycetes; Polyporales; Polyporaceae. The record is from RefSeq and is a predicted model, not a curated record. The coding region runs from base 1 to 1296 and encodes 431 amino acids.